CACACACACACACAGCCGGGGAUUUCCAGCGCCAGAGAUGUUCAACUCCUCUCCGUCGGCUUCCACGCUCUUCUUCUCCGCGGAUCGUGGUCAUGACGUCGCCGGCGGUUCCUCGCGCCCGUUCCGUGGCGGCGGUGUCGGUGGUGUCGGUGUCGGUGACGGGAGCAACGGCUCGUGCGCCGAGCGUCCGCUCGAGUUCGCGCCCGCGGAGAAGGUGGCCGUGGGUCUCGCGCUGGCCGCGGUCACGGCGGUGACGGUGAUCGGGAACGCGCUCGUGGUGGUGGCCGUGUGCGUGGUGAAGAAGCUCCGGCAGCCAUCCAACUACCUGCUCGUGUCGCUCGCCGCCGCCGACCUGUCCGUGGCGCUCGGGGUCAUGCCCUUCGCCAUAGCAACCGACCUGACCGGCGGGAAGUGGCUGUUCGGAGAAGCUUUCUGUAACGUCUUCAUCGGAAUGGACGUCAUGUGCUGCACGGCGUCCAUCAUGACCUUAUGCGUCAUCAGCGUGGACAGGUAUCUGGGCAUCACACGACCUUUAACAUACCCAGCACGUCAGAACGGUCAACUGAUGGCGAAGAUGAUCUUUGGCGUGUGGUUGGUGUCGGCGUCCAUCACGCUUCCGCCAUUUUGCGGCUGGGCGAAGAACAUCAACGAAGAGGGAGUGUGUCUGAUCAGCCAGGACUUCAGCUAUACCAUCUACUCCACCGCUGUGGCCUUCUACAUCCCCAUGCUUGUCAUGCUCUUCAUGUAUUACAAGAUCUUCAAGGCAGCACGAAAGAGCGGCGCCAAGCACCGUUUCGAGUCGGUGAGGAUGCAAGGGCUCAAAACGCAGCAGCACCCGGUGGCCGAGGAGUGUGUGGCACUCUCUCGGCUCCUCAGCCCCGAACGCCAGAACAUGUCCAUCUUCAAACGUGAACAGAAGGCUGCCACCACAUUGGGUGUCAUCCUCGGCGUCUUUACCAUCUGCUGGCUGCCUUUUUUCAUCCUGACCACGGCGAGACCGUUUAUAUGUGGCAUCGAGUGCAGCUGUGUCCCGAUUUGGAUCGAGAGGACACUGCUGUGGUUCGGCUACGCCAACUCACUCGUCAAUCCGUUUAUUUACGCCUUCUUUAACCGCGACCUGCGCUCAACCUACUGGGAUUUGCUACGGUGCCGUUACCGCAACAUCAACCGACGGCUCUCUGCCGUUGGUGUACACGAGGCCCUGAAGUUUUGAAAUAAGACCAGGCUUUUCAGACACUCAUACACACUAUGGUAGAUGCCAGAUUUGGACCCUAUGUGGAGAGGGUUUUUUUCAGAAACUCUAAGAAGACCACACGCCAUCUUUCAAGAGGCUUUUUUUGGAAAAAAAGAUUUGAAGUAGAAAGGUGAACUCUGAAAAGAACACAGUGGGAGAUUGGGAUGCUGUGGGUUGCAUGAGCGUGGACGCUAUUUUGGGACUCUGUGAUGGAGAACAAAAGUGAAUGCUGAAGGAGGUUGACAGGCAAUUUUAUAUAUUCUUUAAAAUUGAAAGGAAAAGGACAGAUUACAUUUUUGGAUGUACUGAAGGAGGUUUCAUUUCAUUUCAGAAUGGGCCUUAACAAGAGCACUGAAAACCAUUUUUUUCUGGAAAAUUGGAAAAGAACAAAACCGGACACCAUUUCUAGACCAUAUGAAGGACAUUUCAAAGGUUUUUUAAACCAAGCUAAAGUGGAAACUAUUUUGGGGCCGUUUUCUUGGCUGUAAUUCACAAAGCAGAUGUUUCUGACCAUGUCAGAUGUGAACUGCAAGCACUAAUGGAUAAUCGCUGCUGUAGGGCUUUUGGUCAGAGCUGACUAAUAUUGGAAACCUGCGUGCGUGUUUAUGCAUGUUCCACGUGAAGGUGACAAGAGAGACAGGACACACACAUUGUGUCCAGUGACUCACCCCAUGUGUUUUAAGAAACAUGCAUAUGGCAGGGGUCGGAUAUGUCCUUGAAGGAGUAUCAGACUUGACAAGCGCUUUGUGUGAAUGCUACGCUCUGAUCUGACCUGUUUUUUGGCCAGAUUUAACAACUGGGUCACAAAUAAUAAUAACAGAGACUUAAUAAUGGUAAAUUGAGUCACAUUAAAUCUCAAAUGAACCUCUGAAAACUGCACAGGACACAGAAAUGUUCCAUAUGUACAGUAACAUGUUGUAUAUUGUCAAAUAUUUGUGCAGGAAAACAUUACCCUUCUGUAUAUUGUCACAGUUGUAAAUCAGUUCUGGAAACAUCUAUGCUGUUCUUUUCUGUAUAAUACGGAAAAAAAAAGUCUAUUUAAUGUGUUUUGUUAUAAUGUGUUUUAUGCAGAUGUCUUAUAAAAUACCACAUUUUGUCCUGUAUUCUGAAGAAACAGCUUUUUUGUUCUAUGACGAAGUGAUUGUGAAGAAUGAUCGUGGCUCUUAUUCAUCAAAGAUUCGAGCGUAAAGAAUCAAACUGAGGCGUGUAGAACAAGAGCUUGCUCGUCCAUCCCCCUAUUGAAAUAUAACACGUAAGGAAUAAAACACUCUGUGUCAUGCUGUUAUUCAACAACAGGGUGGUGUGAUGAAGCGGAGUUACUGUUACCACCCUGAAGCUGAUUAUUUUCCUAUAACAGCACGUCCCAAAGCGUUUUAUUCCUCUUACACUAUCGUAAACAUAAGUAGCAGGUAAAAAGUGUUAUUCUUUAAUAAAUUAAAGAAUGAAUGAUUGCAACUUUUAUAUUAUUAAAAAAAAAAAAGACACUUUUACUAUCGGUUUAUAAGUACAUUUAAUGUUGUGGAACAUCCGUCAAAAAAAAAAAGAUCCUGUUAUCACUUAUGUCAUAGCAGCUCUAAACAUAUAUACUCAUUCCCUGACUUUCUAUUGAAGAAAAAAGUGCAGCUUGUUGUUGAGAAACUGUAAAGCACAACACCCUCCAUCCUUAGACUUCCCUGUGGUGGAAAACAUGAGUUACAGCUUUACCUCUGCCUGUUACAAAGCACUGACACUGGACACUCCUUCUAUAAAUGUUAAAUAAACGUCUUUAUAUAAAAAGUCACCGUAUCACUGAAUGGACUAAUUUGUUUAUUAUUAUUAGUCUUUGAUUAUGUGGCGUAUCCGUCAUACAUGUCCCUGUGAAUGGGCUGUUACUAUAGAAACGAUGAUGUAUCAGAGCGAGAGCGUUCAUUUAAACCUCUGACUGCUGAAAUAGCCCUUUUUACAAGGGAUGCCAAUAAUUAUGGAGCUGACUGUAUAUGGUUUACAUGCAACAUUUACAAGGUUAUGAUCAUCUGUACAUCUUCUACAAAAGGCAUACUUUCAAUUAUGACCACAAGCAAUUUGUUUACAUGAAUUUGCAUAUGCAAAUAUGUUUACGUGGGACACACCCCAAUUUUCAGUCAUAUGCAUAUCAUUUACUCCAUUUUGUUAUCAUCUGCUUAUUGAUGUUCUGCAUAAUGUAGGCAUGAGAUACACUGUAAUUUACACAAUAUUGCAGUAAUUAAAAAAAUUGCAGAAGUAAGGAGCAAUGAAAAUGUUAAAGAAAGAAAUCAAGAAGAAGCAAAAGAAAGGAAGAUUCGAAACAAACCGAAAAUGAUUCAGCCUACUUUCCAUUGCAUCAUCAGGAUUCUGCAUUUUCCAGCUUUUCAACUGAAAAUCAUGUUUACAUUUAAAUUCCAAACAAUGCAGAAUGAGAUCUUUUCCUUCAGUAACAUGUAGCGUCAUGGUACAACAGUUCACGUGUAAGUAUCCAUGAAAAUGUUUUAUUUAAUUGCUUUCAAAAUUACGAGUCACUCGGAUUAGCUUGUUCAUGUCUUGCCUGUUGUUUUGCCAAAAAUAUCUGCUAGCUAGCUGAUUUUAUCUGCAAACAUUAGCUAGUUUCUGUAACGUGUGAGCAAGAUUCUGGGGACAAAGUCAUAAGCUCAUUAUGGCUGAUUCAGUAAUGAUAGUUGUGAUCCAUUGCAUAAGUCAGCAAACAUACAGGCAGCGUCAAUGAAAUGGCAGAGUGUACAUACAGUAGAUAAACUAAUUACAGGCUUAACACGGAACACAUGGCCACAGUCAGGUAGCAAACCAAUGACAGGACAUAGGCGGAGACAGGAGAGAAAUCAAAACUAAUGCACAGGGUCACAACAUAAACAAAAGCUCAUGACAAGAACUCAAAAAAACCAAAUGGAGCAGCACUCGUCACUCUGGGAACCACACCGCAUACUGGAGAGGAGGAAUUUAUGAACGUUACAUUGAACCUUUUCUUAAUUUUUAGCCCUAAAACACAUCUUUGACUAGCUUUUAACUUUUGUUUCCAUUUAUAAAAUAGAGCUAUUGAUCCAUCAAAUUGUAAGAACCUAUAGAUCACGGUGUGUUAUAGACAGUUUUUAUUCUUCUUUUUACACAAAAUUGAAUUCAUUUUAUUGAGAUAAUAAUUAUAUCUCAAAAAAAAGAAAUAGCUUUCAAAUUUGGUGAAAAGUAUAAGUGGGACACUUUACUUCUGAGAUGUGAGUACAGCUGAAGCUUCAAUAAUGCACAACCUGUCGCCUCUAUUAUGUAUAACUUUGAUGAAUAAGAGCCAUAAAACUCAGUUAUCAUUACAGAGCAGUGAAUUGUGCAUGAGAGUCA
Molecule: messenger RNA, 4570 nt
Organism: Pangasianodon hypophthalmus (striped catfish)
Lineage: Eukaryota; Metazoa; Chordata; Actinopteri; Siluriformes; Pangasiidae
Gene: htr7c
Product: 5-hydroxytryptamine (serotonin) receptor 7c
Exons: 2
Coding region: 38-1213 (391 amino acids)
Biological process (GO): vasoconstriction; circadian rhythm; G protein-coupled receptor signaling pathway, coupled to cyclic nucleotide second messenger
Cellular component (GO): dendrite; plasma membrane
Molecular function (GO): neurotransmitter receptor activity; G protein-coupled serotonin receptor activity
Source: RefSeq, a predicted model, not a curated record